CUCGCCAAACCACUUUCAAUAACGUGCUUGGAACUUCAUCUCUACUCAGCUCAGCUGUAGAGCAACGAUGUUGGGGCUUUCGCUGACUUCCAGUGGCGACUCUAGCAGGUGUGUGAGCGCGCUGCUGCCAAGAGCAAAAGCGCAGAACACAACAACAACAACAAGAACUAAUUGUGAGCACGCUAGUGAAGGUGAAGGCGGCCAGCGUACCAGCAGCUGAGCAGCGAGCGAAUAACGGUGAGACUGUGGCAGUUACUAAACCGACGUGCUGUUAAUAACAACGCAGCACGCGUGUGGCAACAUCAGUUGGCAAAAUUAUUUAGAAAAAAAUAUAAAUAUUUUUUAUUAGAGUUGAUUACAAAAACAAAACGCAUUCGUUUACUUAUUCGAUAAUCUAGUUUUGGAGUUUUCCGGCGCGCGAUUUCUGUGUUUAAUUGAAUCUAAAUAGAUCUACGAAGAGAAGAGUUAAAAACAGGUCCACACACCAUCAAUAUGAGCGCGGUCGAUGCGGUCUUGAGUUUUAAACGAAGCCCCGACGAGGACUUCUACGGAUUGCUCAACUGUGAUGAAAACUCAUCGGUUGAACAAAUCCAGGCUGAGUACAAAGUUUUGGCUCUUCAGUUCCAUCCAGAUAAGAACGAUGGAGACAAGGAUGCUGAAGCCAAGUUCCAACGGCUAAAGGAGGCAAAGGAGACGCUAUGUGACCCGGAGAAGCGCGCCAACUACGACAAAUGGCGCAACAGUGGCAUCGCAAUGAGCUACAAGAACUGGCUGGGUAUGAAGGAGCACGUUGGACAGGUGAGAAGAUACACAAUUGCCGAGAAAGUGGAUAAGGAGUCCAUGCACUGGGCCACGCCAAAGACCAAAGACCGUAUGCUGCCCGAGGCGGGCGCCGCCACAGGCGCUGGCGGUAGUGGCAGCGGUGGGCUCUCGGCGGCCUCGCCCAAUCCGGCCCAUCGCCGUGCCUCCGAGGGUGGUGCUGCGCUCUACUACGGCAACCGGAAAACCGAAUGGGGCACCGAGAACUCCGAUGUAGCCAACAAGUUUCGCAACUACGAAAUUUAAAUAGACAAUGCAAAAACAAUACCAAAAAUAUUUACAUAAAAAAGAAGUAGAAUACUCGCGCAACGGUCAACAACAACAACUGCAACAACACGGAAUAUGUAAGCGAGAAGAGCGCGAUGAAUACCACAGAACCCACAAUAUCAAAUGGAGUACACCGGAAGUUUUGACCACUGAUAUUUACAAACAACACACACACGCACACUAACUCAUUGAAUUAUAUAUGUGUAUACAUACACACACACACACAUGCAGACACACGUGCCGAGAUUGCAGCAUGCAACCCCGCUCUGCCGGUGGUUAGCACUGAUUUGAAGCCCACAAUUUUGAUGACUUUUAUCAUAUCCAAAAAUUUUCAGAACUUAUCUAAAUGUAUACACUGAAUGUUUUGACAAAAUACAUGUUGUUACUUAUUAUAUAUUCAUUGUAAAGGUUAAGAUAGCAUUCAUAUUAUACGAUACAUAUACAUGCAUAAAUAUAUAAAUGUAUUUGAUUAAAGCGAAUUAAACAAGAAACUAGAAAAAAACACAAAACUAAGAAACUGUAAUUUCAAUAAACGCCUAAAAAUAACACGAAGACGAUGAUUAAGAAAAUGAAAAAAAAUACAAAAGCAAAUAAAAGAAAUUAUGAAAAAUGAAAACUAUUUAAAAUAAGUGUAAACCAAAUAUUAUAAAUCAAAUAUUAAAAUGUAUUAUGAAAGUGAAAAAUAUUUAUAUAAAAAUUUAAGAAAUUAGCAGCAUUAAAUGUAUUUAUUUAUGGAGCAGAAUAAAUUUACGAUGUUGAACAAAACACAUAUUUAUAAACUUAUAUUAACUAAGCUAAGAACUGUGUUGAAGUAAAUAUCUAUUGAUGUUACAUGUGUGCCCCCCAUGACAAUCCCCGUUUUUGAGAACUUUACUAACUGUCAAUGUGAGCAAAGCAAAAGCGAAUGCUAAUAUUUAUAUACACCAAAAAAAUAGCAAGCAGCUUGUCCAACACUCUUACACAUUGCACGAAGACAAAAAACCAGCUGAGACAUGCAAAAAAAAAAAUAUUUCAAAAAUUGCGUAAAACUAAAAUCAAAUCUGAAGCGAAUUUAAAGCAAAAUAAUAAGAAAAGAUUUACAAAAAAAAUUAAAUUUAAGAAACUAGAGAACCGCAAAAAAGCAAAAAAAACAUUACAAAAGAAAACGCAAAAGCUGUUUACUUCCGUUGCCUAACUGUAUUGAUGUUGCGCACAAUGUCAAAUGUCAAAAUGCAAACAAAUCAAAACCUACUCACUUACAUAUUUAAAAAAAAGUACACAUACAAUUUUCAAAAACUAAGAAUUGAAAAAAGUUCAAUUACAAAUCGCAAAAUAGUUAUGCAGACAAAACUGUCGAAAGUUGAGACUCGAAAAGCAGAUCUAGUAAAUCUAGCGCAAAACAACUUAGUGUUUACUUAUGAUAAUCCACGUAAAAUGAACCACCUACCAAAGAAAAGCAAAAAAAUAUAAAAAAAAUAAUAUUUCUUCUUUUUUGAUAUUUUGAAGCGCAAAGUUGCGCCGUAAUUGAAGCACUUAUGACAAAUACAGCAUAUUAAGAAUAUUAGAAAUUCAAAUUUCCAUUAACCACUUGUAUUUUAAAUAUAUAUAUAUAGUAAAAAAUCUUACUAAUAUAACAUAAGAAAUACAUAUUUAUGUAUAAAUGUUGACAUUUGUGUUGUUUGAAUACUUCGGCCUGUGAAAGAAUAGUUAAAACUCACAAGUCCACAUAAUUAAUAAUGAUAAACGAUAAGGUGCAGCAUCGCAGUGACAAAAAAAUUAGAGAACAAGGUAUGAACGUUAUUUUUAGCAAAUAAAACGAUUUUCUUAGCUGUUUACAAAAAUUAAUAAGAAAUAAAACAGGCAAAUAAAUAAAAUGUUUAGUGGAAUUGCCACAAGGUCUUAAUGAAUAGUGAAAUGAACUAACUUUAUUGCUGAACAUUCUGCAGAAAAUACACACAAUAAUUAAAAGAAACACUUAAAACUAA
This is a messenger RNA of Bactrocera oleae (olive fruit fly), 3050 nucleotides long. RefSeq names its product DnaJ domain-containing protein (gene jdp). Gene Ontology annotation, cellular component: cytoplasm. Lineage: Eukaryota; Metazoa; Arthropoda; Insecta; Diptera; Tephritidae. The record is from RefSeq and is a predicted model, not a curated record.